This is a messenger RNA of Chenopodium quinoa (quinoa), 4555 nucleotides long. Its product is annotated as bifunctional fucokinase/fucose pyrophosphorylase-like. NCBI's taxonomy places the organism in Eukaryota, Viridiplantae, Streptophyta, Magnoliopsida, Caryophyllales, Amaranthaceae. Gene Ontology annotation, molecular function: ATP binding; fucokinase activity. Gene Ontology annotation, biological process: GDP-L-fucose salvage. The record is from RefSeq and is a predicted model, not a curated record.
GAACAAUUAGGGUUUCUCUAAACACUUUGCAGCCUGCCAGCCACCAAGUUCUCCUUCUUCCCUCUCUCUCUAUCUCUCCUUCGUUCUCCUCUACCUCUCUCUGUGUGAAGGAAGGCCCCUUAGCAGCAAACACCGCAGAUUGAAGAAUUAUUAUCUCACAACUCGUCAAUCUCUUCUCCAUCUCACAAAUCAAUUGCAGUCCAUUGCUAGUAAGAUGUCAUAUGAAUUUAUCACAUUGUAAAUUUUUAAUGAGUUCGUGCGGUGGCAGCACAGGUGCGGUACGGUGCUUCUGCAUGUGGUGUGCGGUGGCGGUGCUUUCGAAUGUGGCUGAUUUCAAAUCCCAUUCUUUGGUUUUAUCGGAGUUUUUUUUUUUUUAUAUAAUUGUAAUUGUGGGUUAAGUUUGCUGUAAAACUAAUGUGUAAAUUAAGUUUGGAAUUUUGGUUUUUAAAUUUAUGAAUGUUAUGGAGUAUGAAUUUUGAAAUUUUGAUUUACAAUCAAUUUGUGUUUGAUUGAGUAAUAGAUCUAAUAAUUUGAGCUAUUUUCCUUCCAAUUUUACUUAAUCAAGAUUCUUAAAAUCCGGGUACCCUAUGUCCCGACCCGAGAAAUUCGGGUACCCGAGACCCGGGUACCCGAGUUUCUCGGGUCGGGACAUGGGCCGGCUGUCCAACUACCCGAUAAUCCGGGUACCCGCAAUUUCGGGUACCCAAAAACCUGGGUACCCGGAUUUGAACACCCCUAUGGGUGACCCCAUUACACUCUAACAUAUUUCAAAACGACGUCGUGUAAACCACAUCAACAUUCGACAUAAUUUACUGUCGUCGGCAAAACACAAAAUUGCAGAUCCCAACCCAUCAAUUUCCCAAAUUCCCAUCCUCACCAUCGCGCGCAAUCUCAGUGUCGGCAACAAUGGAAGACGAAAUCACCAAAAAUGGCGGAGGAGAGAGAAAAUGGCGAAAACGAAAUCACAGCAACAAACAAACAAAAGCAGACAUAGCCGACACAUUGCGCAAAUCAUGGUAUAGAUUACGCCUUUCAGUGCGCCACCCUUCUAGGGUUCCGACGUGGGACGCCGUCGUUUUAACGGCGGCGAGUCCUGAGCAAGCUCAACUCUACGAAUGGCAGCUUAAUCGCGCUAAACGCCUUGGUCGGAUUGCUGAAUCUACGGUUACUCUUGCUGUUCCGGAUCCUCAUGGUCAUCGUAUCGGGUCGGGUGCUGCUACUCUCAAUGCUAUUCAUCAGUUGGCUCUUCAUUAUCAGAGGAUUGCGGCUAAUAAUGGAGAUGAUUCGGCUGUGCAAAGAGCUGAUGGAAGUCUUGACUCUGCUUCUCCUGAAAGGUUUGACAAUGGAGUUCCUGACCUGCUGUGCAUUGAUUUUUUGGCAAAAAAACAUAUACUAUUGCUGCAUGCUGGAGGUGACUCUAAAAGAGUCCCAUGGGCAAAUCCUAUGGGGAAGGUUUUUCUGCCACUUCCAUAUUUAGCAGCAGAUGACCCUGAUGGGCCUGUACCUUUGCUUUUUGACCAUAUACUUGCAAUUUCAUCCUGUGCAAGGCAGGCUUUCAAAAAUAAAGGUGGGUUGUUCAUUAUGACGGGAGACGUACUUCCUUGUUUUGAUGCCUCCAAUAUGUUUCUGCCAGAGGAUGCGUCAUGCAUCAUCACAGUUCCUAUAACUCUUGACAUUGCCUCUAAUCAUGGUGUUGUGGUGGCUUCUAAAACUGCAAAUUUAGAUGCUAUUUCUUCUGUCAGUUUAGUUGAAAAUCUUCUGCAGAAACCUAGUAAGGAGGAGCUUGUUGAAAGUCAGGCUCUUCUGGAUGAUGGCAGAACAUUGCUUGACACUGGAAUUAUAGCAGUAAGAGGUAAAGCAUGGGUUGAGCUUGUCAACCUUGCAUGCUCUGGCCAAUCAUUGAUUCUGCAGCUUCUAGAUAGUAAAAAAGAGAUGAGCUUGUAUGAAGAUUUAGUUGCAGCUUGGGUGCCUACAAAACAUGAAUGGUUAAGGAAGCGACCAUUGGGGGAGGAACUUGUCAAUAAAUUGGGAAAGCAACAAAUGUUCAGCUAUUGUGCUCAUGAAUUACUCUUUUUGCAUUAUGGUACAUCAAGUGAAGUAUUGGAUCAUCUUAGUGGUGCUGACUCUGGACUUGUAGGACGUAGACAUCUUUGCUCAAUACCAGCAACCACUACAUCUGACAUUGCAGCCUCAGCUAUUAUUCUAUCCAGUGAAAUUGCUCCAGGAGUCUCAGUUGGUGAAGAUACUCUCAUUUAUGAUUCUUCAAUUUCUGGUGGAAUACAAAUUGGCUCCCUGUCUGUUGUUGUUGGUAUAAACAUUCCUGGGGGUGUGCAAGAUCAAGUUAGAUUUAUGCUUCCAGAUCGCCACUGCAUUUGGGAGGUACCAUUGUCUGGCUGUAAUGAUCGGGUUAUUGUGUACUGUGGUCUUCAUGAUAACCCAAAGACUUCGAUGUCUAAGGAUGGAACAUUUUGUGGGAGACCGUGGAAGAAAGUGUUGCGUGAUUUACACAUUCAGGAAACUGAUCUCUGGAGUUCUACAAGUGACAGUGAAAAAUGUUUAUGGAAUGCAAAAAUAUUUCCAAUCCUCCCUUACUUUGAAAUGCUUCAAUUAGCAUCAUGGUUAAUGGGAUUGUGUGACCAGAAAAAUCAAUCCUUGCUUAUUUUAUGGAGAAAUUCUCCUCGAAUGAGUUUGGAAGCAUUGCAUAGAUCGAUUGACUUUCAAAAAAUGUGCUUGGGUUCCAAUACUCAUCAAGCUGAUCUAGCUGCGGGUAUAGCAAGGGCAUGCAUUAGCUAUGGAUUGUUAGGACGAAACUUAUUUCAACUGUGUGAAGAGAUACUGCAAAUAGAAAAGUCAGGAGCUGAAAUCUGCAAGGACUUCUUGGCAAUGUGUCCCAGCCUCCAGGUGCAGAACUCAAAUAUAAUUCCUAAAAGUCGUGCAUACCAGGUGAAAGCUGACCUUCUCCGGGCCUGUAGAGAUGAGAUGCUGGCAAAUGAUCUGGAAAGCAAAGUUUGGGCUGCAGUUGCAGACGAAACUGCAUCAGCUGUUAGAUAUGGUUUUAAAGAGAAUCUUCUGGAUGCAUCUCAUGGCAUACCCGCGUUAAUACACCAAGGCAACAAUCUUGACAUUGGCGCAGAGGAGCAAAACUUGCUCCGGAGUGUGAAGGUUGAAUUACCUGUACGUGUAGAUUUUGUUGGGGGUUGGAGUGAUACUCCACCAUGGAGUUUGGAGCGUGCUGGUUGUGUUCUUAACAUGGCUAUCUGUCUGGAAGGUUCUCUCCCAAUUGGCACGACCAUAAAAACAACUAGGACAGCUGGUGUAUUAAUUAGUGAUGAUGCUUCAAAUGAGCUAUUUGUCCAAGAUCCUACCUCCAUUGUCCCUCCAUUUGAUAGUGAUGAUCCAUUUAGGCUUGUCAAGUGUGCAUUGCUUGUUACUGGUGUCAUUCAUGACAAGAACUUUCAAUCUAUGGGCUUGGAUAUCAAAACCUGGGCCAAUGUUCCACGUGGUAGUGGCCUAGGGACAUCAAGCAUUCUUGCAGCUGCUGUAGUGAAGGGACUUCUUCAAAUAAUUGAAGGGGACGAUGAGGAAGACAAUGUUGCUAGGCUAGUAUUGGUACUAGAGCAGCUUAUGGGAACAGGGGGAGGCUGGCAGGAUCAGAUUGGUGGGUUAUAUCCUGGUAUUAAAUUUACAACUAGCUUCCCUGGAAUUCCUUUGCGGCUUCAAGUCAUUCCUCUUUCGGCAUCCCCUGAAUUGAUGUUACAAUUGCAUCGGAGAUUGCUUGUGGUAUUUACUGGUCAAGUCCGACUUGCACGCAAAGUAUUGCAGAAUGUGGUGACUCGCUACCUAAGACGAGAUAAUCUGCUUGUAUCCAGCAUCAAGCGUCUUGCUGAACUUGCAAAAAUAGGGAGGGAAGCUCUCAUGAACGGAGAUAUAGAUGAGUUGGGUGAUAUCAUGAUGGAGGCGUGGAGGCUGCAUCAAGAACUGGAUCCAUUUUGUAGUAAUGAAUCUGUUGAUCGAUUUUUUGAAUUUGCCGAACCUUAUUGUUGCGGCUACAAGCUUGUGGGUGCUGGUGGUGGGGGUUUUGCGUUAUUGCUCGCUAAGGAUGUGGAUCGUGCUGACGAGCUGAGACAUCUUUUAUCUCAGACCUCGGAUUUUGACGUGAAAGUCUACGAUUGGAAUAUCUUUUCCGAGUUCUAAUGUACAAGUCUUUUUUGGUCUUUGCAUCACUUCACCCGUUAUAUUCUUUCCCCCAAUGAUGUGUUUUACUGCCCUUAAUUAUUGGCAUGUAUGUUAUAGUAUUGUGCACAGAGCCACAGAAGAUACAAAAGAUUGUUAGGUUUGCUGAGCAGGUUGAUGUAUUCAUUUGGGAACCAUUCAUUUGUUAUAGUUAGUAUGUCAGUAUGUGUACCUAAUGCUCUGCUGAGGCGCUGAGCAGAUUGAUGUACUUAUUUGAUACAUUUAGUAUGUCAGUACAUGUAUGUACCUAAUGCUCUUCUCUUAUAUAUUAUUGUCUAUACUAAUAAUGACAAUUAUAUGAGAAUUAUGACCGAUUUGGAUU